UGACCAUGAACAAUUCAAAUAAACAAGAACACUGAUGGGGUUCACAUCAUUUUCGUUUUUUCUUCUUAUAUAUUCCCAAUGCUUAGUUGUAAAACUUUCAGAAGGAGAUGUCAGUGAGUUGAAUAAUGUUGAGGAAUUUGUUGGUGACCAAUCAAAAUAUCAUGACAUAAAUGAUAAUGUGAAUCUUGGUGACAAGGAUGCUCAGUCUGUUCGGAAUCCGGAGACACAUAGCACUUCGAUAGACCAGGAGAAAAAUGUGGUUCUCAGACGCAAAGCUUCUGAGUCACUGGAUUCAUCAGAGAAUCAAGAAUCUCCAGGGGCAGGUCAAACAUCAAGUGAAUCCAUAAUCCCUCCUGGAACAAAUCAGGAAUCAGCUGGACUUGACCACAAAGAUGUUCAGGAGUCUAUUCUAGAAGAACUUCCUUCAUUGGAUUCAGUUGCUGCAGAAGGUAUUAACACACAUGAAAUCCCGACUUUCAAUGAAUUCCAUGCAAUGGUUUCAGAAAGGUCACAAUCACGUAAAGGGCAAGAUUGUGACGUUGUCGGAAAUGUUGGUGUGACCGAUUCUGACUAUGAUGUCAAUAUUAAACAAAAAAUUAAGGCUUCACAAAUUCCUCAGGGAUCCGAAAAAAUACUGCAAACACAUAGUGAUGUUAAUCCAUCGGUUAAAUCUGCGAAAAAUCAAAUAGUUCAAGAUGUAUCAGAAAAAAGUGUUUUCACAGAUGAUAGUUCGUUUUCCGAUAAUAUCCAGAAAGAUUCUGUUAGUGAACAGCAUCAGUCUUUGCAAGUGAAUUCUGUUGUGACGUCUAACUCAGAAACAAAUUCCAAACCAAGUCCUCAUGUUACUUCACAACCUGUAAUUACCGCCACCACCACCACCACCGCAGCAACAACAAUAACUAACAAUGAUGCUGUUCAUACACCAAACAAAAUUGACUUAACUCUUCGGAGAAAUGUCGCUUCUGUAGCAUGUGGUGCAAAGAUGUUAGGAUUCAGUAAAGCGAUAAAAAACCCUGAGGCUGUACUCAAUGAAAACAAUGAUGAAUAUAUGAAUGUUCCGUGUAGUGAAGAAAAAUGGUUAAUUCUAGAAGUGUGCCAACCGGUUCAUCUACGGACUAUAGAACUAGCAAAUUUUGAACUAUUUUCAUCACGGUUGAAAUCGUUUCGAGUUUAUGCUAACGAUCGAUAUCCAGCAAAGUCCUGGGAAUUGAUUGGUACAUUCACCGCUCGAGAUGUUAAGGGAAUACAGUCUUUCAGUGUUUAUAGUGGAAAAAUGAUCAAAUAUGUUAAAUUCGAAUUGACUGAACACUAUGGUUCAGAACAUUAUUGUCCCUUAACUAUGAUUAGAAUAUUCGGUUUGGGUUCCGAUGAUUUAGAUGAUGAUGACGAUGUUGAUGAUGUUGAUGUUAGAUUAAUGAAUGUGCCAGAAUCUACUUCGAAUCAUGAUCCGACGAUUACUUUGACUAAGGAUAAAAAUCAACAUUUGGAAAAUCAAGAAAAUGAUAUUAUUACUAAAGACAGCAACGCAAAAAAUGAGCCUAAAGAUGAUCAAACUUCAUUGAACACUAGUAGUAGUAACGAUGGUAUGUAUGAUACUAUAGAGAUAAUGGAAGACAACAAUCACCACAUGGUCAAUGUCAGUACAUAUGAUCCCGAACUAAAACCAACUAAUUUAGAUCUGACCAGUGAAUAUUAUCCUAACAAUCGGAUUGACGAUCAUGAUCAUGAACACGUUGUUACCAAGUUGUCUAAUAUUGAUUCUACUAACAGCGAUUCAUCUGUAUAUUCCUCGACUGUAUCCCACACGGAUGAUACCACUUCUUCUGAUCAUCAUAAAUUAUUGAGAGAUCGAAGUAAGAAACAUUCGGGACGAGCAACCACUGAAAAAAAUAUCGAAAAUCACAAUGAUAAUUAUAAAAAUAAAUUUUGUGGGAAAAUAGAUCCUAUCAAGGUAUUUCAUAAACCAUUUUGUCCAGCUGGAUCCAUACUGUAUCGUUCUAUAAAUCAUAUCAAUGAUCAUUCUAUAACAACUACUUGUCAUACUUCUAAUGUUGCAAACAGCGAUUCACCAACUCCACAUGAAUCUGAUUUUUAUCCAACUAUAAAUAUUCGUGCUAAAACAUCAGCUACAAUGAAAUUAUCAUCGCCUAUUGUUAAAAUUAAACAAAAUAAUAAAUCAUUACAAAAUAUGAGUACAAUUAAUUUAACAUCACAAUUACAUAAUAAACUAUUUAAUCAAGCUCUUAAUCAAAUGAACUUUUUUACUCGUUUGACAAACGCUAUAAAACGUACUGUAUUCGGUAUAUUUUUACAGUUUUUCCCAUCAGCUCAAGAUACUACCAAUCUGAUUCUACAUGAUAUUAUUCCAACAUUAGAAAAUUUCCAUACAAUUAAUUAUUUAUUCAAUCCAAUUGGUUUUUCUAAUCCAUUAUGUAAAGAUUCUAUGAUGUAUUUAACAAUGAAUCAAAUUGAAGGUUUAUGGUCUUUACGUAAAUGUCUUAUAUUAUUAGAUUUACAAUAUACUUCUAUAAAUUCUCAUUCAUUUACAUCACUGAAUUUAAUCAAUCCAAUGAAAAUAAAAGAAUGUUCAUAUGCUAUUAAUCAAUUAAAUUUAACAUUUAUAACAAAUUCACAUUAUUUACAAUUUGAACAAUCAUAUUCUCAAUGGUCAUUAUAUGAAUUAGAUAAAAGUAUUGGACACUUAUUUUCUGCAUAUUAUAUUAUGCAACAUAAUAAAACGUUAAUACAAUCAUCAUCAUUAUUAUCGGCGUCACCAUCAUAUUGUAUUGAAUGUAAAUCAUUCACAAAUUUAUCAUUAUAUGAUAUUGAUUGUUGUUGUGAAUUGUUUAAUUGGAAUUGGAAAAAAUUGAAUAUAUUCCUUUGGAAUAAUACCAUUGAUAACUAUAAGUGUUUCAGAUUGCCAUCAUUUUUAUUAUCAACUAAAUAUUCUGAAUUAUCAACAUCAUCAUUUAAAUCUCCUGUUAUUCCUGAUCUAAUCGAUUCAACAGAUAACAAUAUAAAUGAGAAAAUGUUCAUUGAAAAUUAUUCUCAUUCAGCUGAUAUGAUUAUUCAAAGUCGAAAUAGUAAAUCAUCUAAUAGUUUAAAAUCAUCAUCAUCCACAUCAAUUAAAUCGCAUAAAAUUAAUCGUCCACAUUCACAUAAUGAAGGAUUAGUUGUACCAGCUGCUUUAGGUGGAUCACAUAGAUCAACAGCAUAUAUGCGUCUUAAUAAUCGUGUACGUAUUAUUGAACGUAAUGUUUCUGUCAGUAUGAGGUACUUAGAAGAACUUAGUCAAAGUUAUCGUCGUCAAAUGGAACGUUUAGCACGUUCAUUUAAUCUUACUUAUGCUUGGUUAAAAGUAACAGCUCAUAGUGCUGAAGAACGUGAUCGUCAACAACAACAUCGUAUUUCACAAUUAGAAUUACAAUUGAAUGAUUUAACUGCGCGUAUAAAAUCUCGAUUAUUGAAUUCAUUACCUGCUUCUUCGUCAUCUGGUCAACCGGAUUUAACAUUAACAUCUUCUCCUCUAUCUUCCACCACUCCCAGUUCAUCAUCUUCAUCAGAAUCAGUAGUAACAACACCAGCCAAUACUGGAGGGACUGUAUCAAGUUCAUCUACUCCAAAAUCAUCAAAUUUAGUCACAUCACUUACUUCUCCACCACCAUUGCCUGACUUUGAAAGUUCUCUAGAUUGGAAUCCAUGGCUUAAAUCUCAACAUGAUGACUGGUAUAUGAUGGUUGAUGGUGAUAUGGUUGUAGGUAAUAAUAAUGAAGAUGUUGAUGAUGUGGAAUUUGAAUCAGAUGAUAGUUAUCAAACAAAUGAUGAUGUUUAUCUAUCAAGAUUAGAUGUUACUACUGCCACAUUGUCAAAAAAUUAUAAAGAAAAAUUUAAACAAACUACAACUGGCACUACGAACUCUAAAAGUCAUCAUAUUAACAGUGAUAGUGGUGGUAGUAGUGACAACAACCUUCUCAGCCCCAGCAGUAGUAGUGUCACUAAUAAUCCAAAUGAAUACAAUGCAAAAUCUUUAUUCAAUUCAUAUUUAUCUAGGAGAGAUUAUAAACAUCAACAUUAUCAUAUGGAAUCAUCAUCAUCAUUGUUCUCAGAAUGGAAACAAUUCGUACUUGGUUUGUUAUGGUUACAGUUCAGUUGGCCUGUAUGGUUAUAUAAUUUUGGAGUAUUUAUUCAUAAUUUCUGUCAAAUGAAUACAAUGAUUUUAAACGUAGGUCAAUGCGUUUUCCAUUCUUUAUUAUUUAUUUGUUUAUUUUUUAGCUUCUUAAUUGGAAUAGGUUUUACCACCUUAGUCCCCACUUUACAGUUGAUCAUGAAGUUUCAAGGUUGAACCCCAUCUGACAUAGAUUCAUCUUAUGAUUGAAUAAUACGUAAAAAACGACUAACUUCUUAUAAUAUGAAGAUACAAAUUUCAGAGAGAAACUAGGCUGAAUUAAACAUUUUAUUAUUACAAUAACUUUGAAGGUAGUUUUUAUCUUUAACUCAUCAGCAGCUUGGUGCUGUUGGAAGGCUUGUUAUCCUGAUUUUGAUGGUUUCACAUUAUUACUGACCUCUCAGUAUUACUCAUUGCAAACCACACGCUAUCUUUGAUUGUUAGGGGAGUCUUUUUGAAAUUACUCAAUUAGAAGCUAUGACUGCCAGUAAAGUUCAUGAUUUUCGGAAUUCUGAAACACUUAUCACUGAUAGUGAUAUAAUGACAACAGUGUAUUGUGUUGAACUUACUACAGUUUUUUUAUUUUAUGGAUCACCAGAUUCCCACUUAGCUAUUAAAAAUCGACCAUGCACUCGCCACGAGAUCUGAGAUAUAUUCCUAUGGGUUUGAAUUCUUCAUGAAGUUGUCAUGGUGCACUAUUCAGCUAUUUUAUAACAUUAAAUAAAACCUUAUUUUACUUUUAUUUACUUUUAUUUAAACACAUAAACAUCGGUACAAGGAGGCACCGAAUAGAUAUACGCCAUACAAAUCAUUCGAUUUGUAUGUAUCCUGGGAUACUGCUCAGGUCCCCAAACCGAAACAGGUGGAUUUUUAGGGGGCCACACCCGGAGCCUUCGACCUAAAGGUCUUUUCUACAAGGCAGUAGUUCAGCGUGAGGAGAUUCAGUCUGAUGGUAGUCAGUGACCAACAAUUGGUUCAUGUGCCAUUUGUUCCUUCAGGAUCCCGGAGUUCAUGUACACCAUUGGUUUGGAAUGAAGGUUUUCCAACUCCCCUAGGUAAACUCUCCAUAUCCACCAACUUGUUUAAAUUGCCGGAUAUUCGCUUUUCGUGUUGUUAAUUUCGUAGACAGUAGUAAUGUUACGAGAAGGUAGUGAGUAGGACUUUCCUGGCAGUGGUUGGAUGCAUGUGGCUACUUGAGAGCAUUUGAAGAGAGAGAGCUGACUCUCCACACUCUUGGCCGUACCAGGGAAUUUGGGGGAUUUGUAUGGCACAUAUGUAUCUGGUGCCCCCCAUUGUACCAUUAUCUGUGUGUUCAAAUAAAAAAUAAAAAAUACAAUAUAUUAUAUAAUUCUUAAUUUUUUUAAAUUAUCUUCUUUAAUGUGUAUAUAGAUAUUCAGUUUGAUAUUUCUUCAUAUAAUAUUAGCAUCCAUUGUUCAUUUGAUCAUUUAUUGGAUUUGGCUUAGACCUAAAAAUCAUAUAAUAAGUAAAUUUGAUACAGAAUUAUUAUUAUUAUCUAAUUUAUAUCAAGUAUUAUAUUGUAAAAAAAAUCAUCAAAAUUCUAAUAGUUGUAUUGUAUAUUUGAAUCCAACGAAUUCUACACAAGAUAGAACACAUUUACUUCCUUCAAUCAAUAUUAAUACAAUUACUACCAAUGAUAUUAAUAGUAAUAAUAAUAAUAAUCCUCAUAUUACUUAUAAUGUUGGUAGUGAACACUAUGAUCAUGAAUAUGACAGGAAACAGUCUUUUGACAAAGCAUCUAGCAUUAUUCUUACAAAUACUAUGACUACUGCUCAUGAUAAUAGUCAUAAUAAUAAUAAUAAUAAUAAUAAUAAUAAUAAUAAU
This is a messenger RNA of Schistosoma margrebowiei, 6007 nucleotides long. The record is from the annotation of a GenBank genome assembly. NCBI's taxonomy places the organism in Eukaryota, Metazoa, Platyhelminthes, Trematoda, Strigeidida, Schistosomatidae.